Molecule: messenger RNA, 3390 nt
Organism: Dracunculus medinensis (Guinea worm)
Lineage: Eukaryota; Metazoa; Nematoda; Chromadorea; Rhabditida; Dracunculidae
Source: the annotation of a GenBank genome assembly
AUGACUAAUAAUGAUUUAUUUGUUCACGUGCAGCCUGGUGAAGUACUUACAAUAUUAGUUGGUAAUGAUAGUCAGCACAUUGCUGGUCCAGCAACGGUGCGUAUGGUGAAUUUAGCUGGUAUAUCACCACCAGCAUUACCUUUGCAUGUACCACCUGGGCAUAUGGUACAACAGAUUGUUGAACAGGGAAUAUUACGACAUUUAAUACUUUCACCGGAACCACCACCAACAUCGCGGUUAUUGGCUGGUAAUGCAUAUGCAGCAACAGCAACUAAUUCGGCAACAACAUUAAUGGCACCAUUAAAAGGUUAUAGUUCACCAUCGCCACCUGUUGUUCUUCCGUUUCCACCGCCAAAUUUAAUAGCUAAUGAUUUUCUCGAAAAUAGUUCUCGGCGAAAUUGGGCAAUUUCUAGUAAAGAAUUCGAUGUGAGUAAUAAUAAUCACAUUUUGCAACCACUAUGCAAUACAUUUAAUGAAAUCGUUAAUAGUACGAAAUUAAAUGAUUGGCAAGAACUGGAUAUUUCCGAGGGGUCACAUAUGUCAAAUAUAAGUGCAUCGAGCACUUGUGGAAGUUAUACACAGCUUGAUCAAUAUGAAUUUACUUAUGAUAUUGUUCUUUUUGAAAGUAUUGGUAGAAUUGUUAGUAGUUACAGGUGUGAACCAGAUUGCGGUAAUCGAGUUCGUUUAUGCCGAUUAAAGCCAAAUACAGAUUAUUAUAUCCAAUUGCGGGCGUCACUGGAAGAACUUGGAUUGCAAGGCAAACCAUCAAAAGCUAUUCGUUUUCACACUCUAUCGACGGUUCCUGAAUGUUUAUAUCCACCGCGUUUUAUCUCAUCAACUUCAACAUCGAUAACCAUUUCAUGGAAAUCAGCUAUUGAUAAUGGUUCAAAAAUUAUCUCUUAUCGUGUACAAAUUGCUAAGGAAAUGAGCAGUAAUAAUUUGAAUGGAAAUUACGAUGAUAGUAUCGACUAUGAAACAGUUUUCGAUGCUUUAACUGAACAAGCGACCAUAACAAAUUUACAGCCAUCGACAAAAUAUCGUUUACGUAUUAUCGCUGUUAAUAAUGAGGGUGCGUCAAGACCAUCUGCUCAUAUUAUAGUUCUUACACCAAAAGCAACAACAGCAACAAUUACAACGGCUAUAAGUAAGCCUGAUAUGCCAAAAGUUGUGAUGCUUACAUCAAAUUCGAUUACUUUAUCUUGGGAUGUUUUAUCGCACCACCUAUAUACAGUAUUUGGAGAUGUGCGAAUCAACAAGGAAUGUAAUCGACAAUAUAGUUUUCGUUUACUGGCAUUUAAAGAAGAUUUGGGUUAUAGUGAACCGUCGGAUUUAUUAAUUGUUCGAACUUUACCAUCAAAUAUAUUCGUACCAAAUCGUCCGUAUAUUGUUGUUAACGAUGGAUCAAAUCUGGAAAUUGGUUGGAAAUCGAAUCAACUAAUUGAGAAGGAUGUUUUUUAUGUUGUCGAAGGUAGUAAUGGUGCCGGUGAAAUUGAUGAUGAAUGGAGUAUUAUCUAUAAAGGAACAUCAAAUAGUUUAAUGAUUAAAAAUUAUAAUUUAUGUGCCUUUCGUGUUGCUACUUGUAAAAAUAAUUUACAGAGUGCAUGGAGUGGUAUAUUACGAGUGAAAAAAGAUGUAAAAAAAAUAGAUCAGAUUAUCGUUGGUUUGUGUUCACCACCAACGUUAACAGAGAUAUCAAAAGGUCGUCUUCGAGUUGAAUGGUGUCCACCUGAACGUGGAGGCGAAGCAUUAGCAUCAUCUUCAGUUCUUUUUUAUCAACUUAAUCGUACCAAUAUUUACCCAACGUCUAUGAUUUAUCAAGGCAGAGAAGCAACGAUGUAUGACAUCACGAAUUGUGUACCUGGUGAGGAGGUAGAAGUACAAGUGCGCGCAGUAAUUAAGUCUUCAAAUGGUGCUACAGUCGGAGGUGAAUGGAGUCGUACAGCGAUUGGACGCAUCUCAUUGCAACCACCCUCACCACCUGUUGGCGUUUAUGUCGAUGAACAGUUUAUUUUAAACUGGAAAUCACCUGCUACUCUUGGUUCACCAAUUGACAAAUAUAUUGUCGAACGAAUUCGCAUGAAAUCAUCAUCAAAUAAUGAUGAAGAAAAUGGUCAAUCAUUAAGCAAUAGUGAUGUGGAAGAUGAAUGGACAGUUCGAAAUGUUGACGGAAAUUCAUGUAGUUUAGAUGUGCAUGAUGGUCGACCCGGUUGCAAAUAUCAGUUGAGUAUAUCAGCUAUAUCAGCCAGCGGUACUAGCCUGCCAAGUGACUGUGUAUAUGUAUCCAUUCCUCCAACUGUGCCAUCACCACCAUCAUCUUUUCAAGUAUUUCCUCAUGGAUGUUGUCAACUUAAGGCAAUGUGGAUGGCUUCAUGUCAUAAUGGCUGUAAAUUAUUAGAAUAUAUAUUGCAUGUUGAAGAUGAAGUGACGCAAGAUUUAAUUCAGGAGCUUAAAUUUUCUGCCGAUUCACUAGAAAAUGAAUGUAUCAUUGAGAAUUUGGAAUCUGACCAUUCUUAUAAAUUGUCAAUUUGUGCUACAAAUUCGAUUGGUUCGGGCAAAUGGUCAUCAGUAGUCAUGAAAACAUUAGCACCGCCACCACCAGCACCAAAUCUCAUUUGUUCAGAAGUUGGUUCCAAUUAUCUAAAACUUAAAUGGAAGCCUGUUGAAAGUGUUUCCAUUUCGCCAAAUCUUUAUUAUUAUCUGGAAAAAGAAAAUGACAGUGGAAAGUUUUCACCGAUUUAUGAAGGCGAUAAUCGCUAUGCAAAAGUGAGAAAUCUAAGUGAAAGUACGAAGUAUCGUUUUCGUAUUCGUUGCUCAUCGCGUGCAUCUGGUGCUGGUCCAUGGUCUAAACCAUUUGAAUUCUCCACGGAGCAGCUACCACCACCAACAAUUCGUGCUGCUCCAACUGUAACGGAAAUCAAAUCUGGUACUUUCCAAGUGGAAUGGUCACCUUUGCGUUUACCAUUGACUAAUGGUAAAGAAUCGUUGUUUUAUCGAUUACAGCUCGCUUCACGUACUUCGAGUGAAAAAUCGGCUAUUAUAUGGAAAACGAUCUAUGAAGGCGUUUCAACAUGCUAUUCAUUUUCAUCUUGUGAAGCAGUCCAGUUACGUGUUCAAUGUGUACGUUUGCGUAAUGGUACUGAAAGUGUAUCUGCGCCAUCAGCUAUUCAGUUCGUGAAACCAUCUUUAGUAUUAUCAUCUAAUUAUAAGGAUAUUAAUGAUACGCUCACACCGAAUAUUGAUAUAACGAAAAUGCAGUGGAUUCAAUAUCAUAUUUUUUCCGAUAAGAAUUAUGCUUUUAUUAUUUUGGUUAGUUUUUUAUCAGUUGUUUUAUCUGAGUUCUUCAAUCCAGUUGUUGCUACGAAUCCAUCGCAGAAUAAAUUAUCUCUCUGA